AUGUCGGGCAAGUCCCUGCGGCUGUCGUUCAAAGGCGACAAGCCCAAGCGGAAAAAGACCAAGUCGAGUGGGGAAGGAAGUCGCAGCAAGCGCAGCUAUGCCCCGGAUGACGAGUCGGACGCCGAGAUGUAUGGCGGCGACGAGCAGGCGUGGGUGCCAGCCGAGACGCCCAACGAGGUCAAUGGCCCCUCGUUUAUCUACCAGCGCCUGGAAGGCGGCAGCGGUGUUGCGCUGAGCUUUAAUGUUCCCCUCACACAGGUCGAGUCGACGGCCGUUGCCCCCCCCGAAGUCCCCAGCGACCUCGUGGACGACGGUGCGAUGGUCGUCGGCGCCGAGCUCGCGCCGCAGGCCGUGCACCAGGUGUGGGUCUCGACCAAGCUCCCCGAGCUGGAGCAAUGGACGCUCAAAAGCGUGCAAGGCACCUUUCUUGCGUGCGACCGCUUCGGCAGCGUGUCCGGGUUCAACGAGGCGCGCGGCCCCCACGAAGAGUGGGUCGUGAAGCAGGUCGACGUCGCGCACGCGCGUCCUGCUGAUGCGCCCCUGCCUGAUCAUGUGGUGCUGGGCCCCCGCCGUGGCUUUGCGUUCCAGUCCCCCCACGGCGGCUGGCUCGCCUUGGAAGAGGCCGCGUCGGACCCCAAGAAUCCCGAUGGCCCCCGCAAGCGGCGGCUGCGUGCCGACGCCACCGAGCUCGACGAGCACUGUGUGUGGGAGGUGAGUGUGCAGUGGAAGUUUCGGCACGCCGUGCGCCACGCGUCGCGUGCCGCGAAAAAGAUUGCAAAGCUCGACAGUGGCAGUAUCCUCGACGAGGAGCGCAUCAGCCGGUCGCGGCAAGGGUGGAAUGCUGGAGCGCGCGUGCACCUUGCCUCGGGCGCGCAGCGCGACCUAGUCAAAGCGCAGCGCGAAGGGCGGCUGAGCGAGGCGAUGCUCGACCGCCGUAUGCGCCUCAAGAGCGACAAGUAUGCAUGGCUUACACAGUAA
Messenger RNA from Malassezia japonica, 978 nucleotides. RefSeq lists its product as uncharacterized. The record is from RefSeq and is a predicted model, not a curated record. NCBI's taxonomy places the organism in Eukaryota, Fungi, Basidiomycota, Malasseziomycetes, Malasseziales, Malasseziaceae. The transcript is spliced from 3 exons. Bases 1 to 978 code for a protein of 325 amino acids. Gene Ontology annotation, cellular component: nucleolus; catalytic step 2 spliceosome; striated muscle dense body. Gene Ontology annotation, molecular function: actin filament binding.